GAAACAGGUAUUUCUGGGUGCCAAACCUGGCCUGGUGCUGUUCCCCAGCACAGGCUGCCGGGAGAGGUGCAGCUCCGGGAAAAGCCACCUUCAGCAGCUCCCAUCCAGGUGGGAGUGGGGAGGCUGUUGGUUUCCCUUUUUGUUUUGUGCUUGGAGGUUUAUUUUGUGACUCCAUCACUCCCCCUCCUUCUUAACUAGACAGGGGAGAAAAGCAUAAGGAAAGGCUGGUGGGGCGAGAUAAGGACAGGAACAGAUGACUCAGCAGUUACCAUCAUGGGCAGAUGACAGACUCAUCGUAGAGGAAAUAAUUCAUCUAAUUUAUUACCGAGCAAAAGAGAGUAGAGCAAUGAGAACUAAAACCAAAUCUUAAAACGCCUCCCCUCACCCCUCCCAUCUUCCUGGACUCAACUUCACUCCCGAUUUCUACCUACUCCAGCCCAGCACCACAGGGGGAUGGGGAAUGGGGGCUGUGGUCAGUUCAUCACACCUUGUCUGCUGCUCCUUCCUCCUCAGAGGAAGACUCCUCACACUCUGCCUCUGCUCCAGCGUGGGGUCCCUCCCAUGGGAGACAGUCCUCCACCAACUUCUCCAAAAGGCGCUACCACCACCACCACCCAUCGCUGAUGGGCUUGGCCUUGCACAGCAGUGGGUCCGUCUUGGAGCCAACUGCCAUCGGCUCUCUCAGACACAGGGGAAGCUUCUAGGACCUUCUUGCAGAAGCCACCCAGGUAGCCCCCCGCUAACAAAAACCAUGCCAUGCAAACCUGGGACAUCACCCCACAGGCAGGAAUUCGGAAACGGAAACUGAGCAGCCUGGUGACUCCUGUAACUCGUGCCCGUCUGCUCCGGACGCACAUGUGGCUCCCUGCGAGCCCCGGGGGCCUCCUGAGUUAUUUGGUGACUCUGCACGUCCUGCGGCUGGGAUCAGCUGACUUCAGAGUGGUGGGACCAGACCACACUGUCCAGGCGACUGUGGGGCAGGACGUCGUGCUGCCAUGUCACUUGUCCCCCAGCGUGGAGGCUCGGAGCUUGGACAUCAGGUGGAUCCGGCAUCCAUUCUCUGAAACGGUGCACCACUACCGAAAUGGAGAGGACCUGUACAGGGAUCAGAUGGAGGAAUAUGUUGGGAGGACAGAGUUGGUCAGAGAUGGUCUCUCCCGUGGACGCCUGGACUUGCGAAUCUCUGCGUUGAGACCCUCUGACGAUGGUCAGUACGUCUGCACUGUGACAGAUGGUGCCUCUUAUGGAGAAGCUACGGUGGAUCUGGAGGUGGCAGCCACAGGCUCUGUCCCUCAGCUCUCCCUGGAGGCUUACGAGGACGGAGGCAUCCGGGUGGUGUGUCGAUCGGCCGGCUGGUACCCACUACCGGAGGUGCUGUGGAGAGAUCCCGAUGGGCAGCAUCUCCCCUCGGUCUCCCAGAGACAUUCCUCGGAUGAGAGGGGCCUCUUUGACGUCGAAGGCAUCAUCAUUGUGACCAAUGGGAACAGAGAUGGGAAAUGGUCCUGCGUGGUCAGAAGCAUCCGCCUCAACCAGGAGCAGGAGACGUCCCUGCACAUCUCAGCUCCCUUUUUCCACAAUGCCCGUCCCUGGAUGGUUGGUGUGGGGGUGCUCCUCGUGCUUUCAGCUGUGCUCCUUGGCCUCGGUGCUUAUCUGUGGAGAAGGAAAGUGGUGCAGUCCCGAGAGCUGGGUGAGUCCUUGUGGCCCCUUCCCCCAGCAAAACCUCCAGGCAAAGGAGCCCCCCUGGGAGGGACGUGGGUUUGGAUGGCUCCUGAAGUUACGGCUGAACUCCAGAGUGCCUGGGUGGGCUGAUGGGGGGAUGGGCUGGCAGGGAGCCAUUUCACCUGAUUUGGGGAGAUUUCGCACUCCCCAAAGAGAAGGAGUUGGGGUUCAGCCUGAACUCUGCCUGGCCCUGUGGGAGCAGCCAUGGGAUGAGACGCUGUCCCCUCUGAUCACUUACUGCUUUUGGUUUUGCUUUGCAGAGAAAAGAGAUGCAGCACUGGGUGAGUGUCCAUGAGCUCUAUCAUGGCGUGGGGU
Grus americana (Whooping crane) is the source of this 2034-nucleotide messenger RNA. Its product is annotated as butyrophilin subfamily 3 member A2-like. Lineage: Eukaryota; Metazoa; Chordata; Aves; Gruiformes; Gruidae. The record is from RefSeq and is a predicted model, not a curated record. Bases 757 to 1809 code for a protein of 350 amino acids. The transcript has 7 exons.